This is a messenger RNA of Eupeodes corollae, 1384 nucleotides long. It is a transcript of the gene Acat2, whose product is annotated as acetyl-CoA acetyltransferase, cytosolic. Gene Ontology annotation, molecular function: acetyl-CoA C-acetyltransferase activity. The transcript is spliced from 6 exons. Bases 140 to 1321 code for a protein of 393 amino acids. Lineage: Eukaryota; Metazoa; Arthropoda; Insecta; Diptera; Syrphidae. Gene Ontology annotation, biological process: fatty acid beta-oxidation. The record is from RefSeq and is a predicted model, not a curated record.
UUUUAUUUAAGUUGUAGUUUAGUAAGUUUAGUCAAGAAACGCGAUUCGCUUAAGAUUGUUGUGCAUUGCUUAGCUUUCACAUUCCAAAAUAAAUUAAAUUGCCUUUACUUAGUUCUGGUUCUAGUUGUUUGUUUAUAAGAUGAGUUUGCCCGAAGUAUACAUCGUUGCUGCCGCCCGCACUCCAAUAGGUUCUUUCAAUGGCACGCUUUCCAAGCUGAAAGCAUCAGAUUUGGGUAGCAUUGUGAUCGGAGAAGUUCUCAAAAGGUCCAACACCGAAGCUACCGAUGUUAAUGAAGUUAUAUUCGGACAGACCCUUACUGCUGGACAAGGUCAAAAUCCAGCCAGGCAGGCAUCACUCAAGGCUGGUCUUCCUCUCGAUGUGGCUGCCUAUGGCAUAAACAUGCUCUGUGGUUCAGGCUUGAAGUCUGUUGUUCUGGGCUAUCAAUCGAUACGGUCAGGUGAUUCUUCUAUUGUCGUAUGUGGUGGACAAGAAAGUAUGUCGAAGGCCCCCCAUGUCAUGCAUAUGCGCGACGGCAUUAAAAUGGGACCUGGAACAUUUCUCGAUACUAUGUUGAAUGAUGGCCUAACCGAUGCAAUGUUCAACAUUCACAUGGGUGUAACGGCAGAAAACCUAGCCACUCAGUAUGGCAUUAGCCGAGCCGAACAAGAUGAAAAUGCAGUUCGUUCCCAGAACACAGCACAGGCUGCACAAGAAAAUGGUUAUUUUGAUAAGGAAAUUGCACCUGUGGAAAUUAUUGAUCGCAAAGGCACCAUUGUAUUUGAUAAAGAUGAAUACAUUAAGAAGGACGUAAAACUUGAGUCUAUUGCAAAAUUGAAACCAUUUUUUGUCGAAAAUGGAACUGUAACACCAGCAAAUGCAUCUGGAGUCAAUGAUUCAGCUGCUGCUGUUCUUCUUAUGUCCGAUGUGGAAAUCAAGAAACGUGCCCUAAAACCCCUUGCGAAAAUUGUUGCUUGGUCACAGACUGGUUGUGAUCCUACAGUGAUGGGCAUUGGACCCGUGAAAGCAGUUCAAUCAGUUUUGGCUAAAGCUGGAUGGACCAAGGAGGAAGUUGAUCUGUACGAAUUGAAUGAAGCAUUCUCCGCUCAAGCCUUAGCCGUUCUCAAGUGCCUCGAAAUUGACCCCAGUAAAGUAAAUAUAAACGGUGGAGCCAUAGCAUUGGGUCAUCCAAUUGCUGCCUCAGGUACUCGAAUUCUUGUCACCCUACUGUAUGCCCUAGAACGAACUGGAGGAAAGAAGGGUAUCGCCAGUUUGUGUAUUGGAGGAGGCAUGGGCAUUGCCAUGGCUGUCGAACGUAUUUAAAUAUUGUUACACAUAAAACAUCUUUCUAUUAACAUAACAAUAAAAUAUAUUUAUUCAAAAUUA